Molecule: messenger RNA, 6570 nt
Organism: Miniopterus natalensis
Lineage: Eukaryota; Metazoa; Chordata; Mammalia; Chiroptera; Miniopteridae
Source: RefSeq, a predicted model, not a curated record
GUGCAAGUUCUUCAGUCUGACCGAAACACCAGAGGAUUACACCAUCAUUGUCGAUGAGGAGGGCUUCCUGGAGCUGCCCUCCUCGGAGCACCUGAGCGUGGCAGACGCCACUUGGCUGGCCCUCAAUGUCGUGUCAGGUGGCGGCAGCUUUUCCAGCUCCCAGCCCAUCGGGGUGACCAAGAUCGCCAAGUCGGUCAUCGCCCCGCUGGCUGACCAGAACAUCUCCGUGUUCAUGCUGUCCACCUACCAGACGGACUUCAUCCUGGUACGUGAGCGGGACCUGCCCUUUGUCACCCACACAUUGUCAUCAGAGUUUACCAUUCUGCGGGUCGUUAAUGGUGAGACGGUGGCAGCUGAGAACCUUGGCAUCACCAAUGGCUUUGUGAAGCCCAAGAUGGUCCAGAGGCCCGUCAUCCACCCACUGUCCAGCCCAAGCAACAGCUUCUGUGUCACCAGCCUGGACCCCGACACGCUGCCUGCUGUUGCCACACUCCUCAUGGACGUGAUGUUCUACUCCAACGGCGUGAAGGACCCAAUGGCUGCCAGUGAUGACUGUGGCCACAUCCGCUUCUUCUCCUUCUCCCUCAUUGAGGGCUACAUCUCCUUGGUGAUGGACGUGCAGACGCAGCAGAGGUUUCCUAGUAAUUUGUUGUUCACAAGCGCAUCUGGCGAGCUCUGGAAGAUGGUGCGGAUUGGAGGACAGCCCCUGGGAUUUGAUGAGUGUGGCAUUGUAGCCCAGAUCUCCGAGCCCUUGGCUGCUGCAGACAUCCCCGCCUACUACAUCAGUACUUUCAAGUUCGACCACGCACUGGUACCGGAAGAAAACAUUAACGGCGUCAUCAGCGCCCUGAAAGUCAGCCAAGGAGAGAAGCAUUAGAAGGGUCUCACUCCUCCCCAUCCACCCCCCUCCCGAAGAUUCUUCUUGCAGUAUUUCUCAACAGACUGGAAAAUCGGCCCUAGGUCCCCCAAGGAAGGGACCUCAGAGAUACCCCCAAUUGCUGACUCCGCAAGGCCUGGAGCCCAGGCCAGGGCCGCCUCGUGUCAUCUUGCCUUCCCAGAGCCCCCAGACCCUCCAGAGAACACCCCUAUCUCCUCCCUCCACCCCCACUCCAGAGAAUGCCGUCUGAGGUCCAGGGAGCAGAUGAGCUGACCCACCUCCUCACCCAGCCUUGCCCUCAGCCAGGGGCAAACACUGACGUAAGCUGGCACCUCCUACAAGACACUGGGGUACAAAUUCGUGUGUUAUCUUGGGGGACGGGUCACGCUGGGCUGAGUUCAUAGAGCCUGGGGAGGCCCCCAUGAGGGUGGGAAGCUGGAUUCUGUGGUUCCUGGUCUCUGGUUCCAUCAGCUCGGGGCUGGUUCCCAGAGUGGAGGCCAGUGGGCGGCCUUCGGGACAUGUGCUGGUGAGACUUCGGCCAAGCUCGAGUGGGGCCCCAAGCUGGGGAAGACCCCAGCCAUCCGGAACCUUGCCUGCCAGCCGCAGACCCUGUGCCCCAACUCCCAGCAAGACUGCCAAGGGGGCCCUGUCCAGACCCUCCCCACCACAAGCACUCACUCCUGGGAGGGUGGUUCCCAGGAGACCCACCAGCCUAGGGCACGAGCUCCUGUCGCCGCUGCUUUCCCUGGACCCUGCCCAGGCAGGUGGAGCCUCGGUUUCCCCCAAGUGGGGGUACUCCCAGCAUUCUGGGCCUGGGGUUUCUUAGGUCACCCCCACUUCCCCAACAGUUGACCAGCACAGGGCUCCCUUGUCCUGUCCCCUCCCUUGCCCCACUUUGGGGAACAUGAAAGGCCUCUGCCCCCAACUCACCUGCCUGCCCGCCCCUCAUUCGGGGACUGUGGCAUUCAUGAGUACUUGACCUGGGAGGCAGCUUAUCUGAGCCUUAAUAGAGAAAACCAUACUUUGUUUUAGUUUCUUAUUUAAUGUAUUUGCGCCCAGGCUGUGGUUGGCAGCUGUUUCAAGAGACAGGGCCUACUGAGUUCUUUGGGGGGCCCAGAGGCUCAGCAUCACUUGGCUGGUGCCCUGUGACUCCAGGGACAAACAUAAGAACUGGGGCCUUUGACCCUCUCCGGAGCAGGACACUGGGAGCAGAGGUCUGUUACUACACGGGCCCCCAGGGUGCCCCAUACAGGGCUGCCCUGCCAGGCCUAAUGACAGGUACCCAGGCAGCUGUGCUUCUAAGUAUCUGGGGACCUGAGGGCCCAGGGAGGUGGACAGCCAGGUGGCAGGCCAGCUGAGGCAGGCAGGUCCCCCUGGAGGCUUCCCAGGCAGAAUGGGGUGAGUCCUGGUGCCUCCUCUCCAGCGGGGGGUGCUUUCUGAACUCACAGGGCCUGCUGUGGCCCCUGCCCUUCCUGGUGCUCUUCCUCGGGCAUCAGCUGAUCUGUGCUGUCCUUGAGAAGCUCAGAGGAAAAGGGGUGUUUUCUUGGGCUGGUAAAGGGCCUGUGUGAGCCCCACUCCCCCUUCUCUGAGCUGUGUGGGACCCUUUGUGCCCUGAAAGCCCCCAGAUGCAGUAGCUGUGCAGCUGAGCUGGAUCCUUGGAGAUCUCAGGGCCCAUGCACUGAUUAGGAGCCUAUCUUUUUUUUUUAAGUUAAUUCAUUUUGCACAAAACUCCAUAACAACCAAAACGUGUAACUUGUUUGCUGGUUCCAAAAUGGGAGUGGCCAACUGGUUAGGGCAGCACUUGAAGCCCCAAGUCCCCUUUCUGUCCCUGGAAGGCCUUGGUUUUCCAUGGCACAUCUCUCCCAGCCCCUUCAUGUCCGUCCCCUUGAUCACGUCACUUGGCCUUUUUUCCCUUCUGAGCAAGUGUGUAGGCCCCGUGACCCCAAAAAUGCGUGCUCCCCAGGCCCCUAGGGCGUAUCUAUUGUACACACGUAUAAAUACCUGUGUUUUAUGUUGAUAUAGAUAUAUACUGUAAAUAGCAUAUAUACUUGAGCAAUAUAUAUGUUAAUAUAUACUGUGUGGGCACGCACACACGUGUGUGUGGUACGUGGAUGCAGACCCCACUGUGUGUAUGCGUGUGUGUGGGCGUGAGGGCCUCACCCACCAUUUCUGCCGUGCACACAGGCACGUUUGAGCCACCGUGUAUUUUUAAUUCAAGUAUAUAGGCAAUACGACUGAGAGAAGCCAGCUGGCCGCUACCUCGGCCCUGACUUGACAGAAAAACAAACCAGCAGCCCAGGUGGGGGUGUCGAGGGUUUCUCCCCAGUCUCCCUUGAAUGCUGGGUUCAGCCCCUUUCUGCACCCCCAUCUCCACGGCCAAGACCCCUGACACUCUUGUGUUUGGAAGAUGGUAGAGCAAAGAGUGGAGGAGUUGGAACCUCUUGCUUUUGAACAGAACAGCUCCCUUCCCAGUUCUCCCCACCCGAAGCCCCAGGCCAGCUGGACGGUCAUCCCGAGUCUCCGUCCAGGUCUGCUCCCCUCUAGGAGCUGUGCUCACACUGAUUGCUUUACCUGAUUGUUUUCACCUGCAAGCUUAGCAACCCCAGGUUCUUUUCCCAGGUCUCCUCCUGGGGUUUGGCCCUGUCUAACUGAGAAGCGGACCUGCGUAUGCCCUUGAUGUGUGUCCAGGGAGGGAAUGGGGCAACUGCCACCUGGGAAACCCACCCUUUAUUUUCCCAGCUCCAGUCCUGCUGUGUGAAAAGGCCCACGGAGGCUGGGCAGGCGCAUCCUCUUGGAUUGUGUGUGCCCGUGAUUAGCAGAGUCCCUGAUUUGGUCUCCACAGCAUUUGGUGGGGGGCAGGCAUGAGUGCUUUUCCGACUGGCCAGCAGUUCGCCCCCCUCACCCCCCAGCCCCCACCAUCUCCAGAUUUGCUGGGUGUGGGAUCUCCAGACCUCAGGCUCUCCUUGGAGGGAGCAUGUACCCAGACCUGCCAGAGAGGUGGCCUGAGGAAUAUACCCGGAGGAUUUCUUGGCUCUGGUUGGUGGGGCAUGCAGAAUGGGGAGGAAAGCUGAGUUCUUAGGCAAGGCUGCCUCAGGGGGAGCAGGCAGGCCCUGUGUCUUUGCUUUGGUGCCACUCCCUGGGAAGAAAAGCUUGAACUAUCUAAAUGCCACCCUUACCCCUUGCCCACCCCAUCCCUGUACACUGCAAUGGGGAGAGCUCAAGGAGGGGAGAGUGAGGGAGGAGGUGUCAUGACCACCCUUCUCCCUCAUCCCCAACUGUAAAAACCUGCCUCUCCUCCAUCCUCAGCCUGGGCUUCUCUGGUUCCCAGGAAACUCCUGCCCCUUCAGCCCCCAGUCCAGACAUAGCAAAGAUGCACAAUGCCAGCUCUGCACCUCCUUGCUCCCUAAGAGUCUCCAGAGCCCCACAAGAGGCACCACCCAUGCCACUGCCCUUAGCCCAGGGUACACACCCAAGCUGGAGAGGCGUGCAGACCUCCCCUCCCCAAGAUUCAGGGGGUCAAGAGCCCCCCAGCACCAGCAUUCACCACCUCCAGGCUACAGGGCCCUGGUGGGCAGGGAGGGAGCCAGGCGACCUAGAGUUGCCCACUGGCCUCCCCCAGCAGGCAGCAUGGCCUCAGGGACCUGUAUAGUCUCCAAAAGAAGAUGUGUGGUCUGGUGAGGCUUGUUCCCACUGAGACGACAGAAUGCCUUGAAGUCUGAGGAUCUGGAAGGGACCAGGCCCCUGUUUCCAGCCACGGAUACCAUUUGCCUAAUAAUCAAAGAUGAACCUGCCUUCCCACCUCCGGCCCUUCCUGGCUGCAUUUUCUGGGCAGACGUUUAGAAUCCCCACGGCCACCCUGAGCCACCUUUCUGAGGCUCUGAGUCUGGAUGUGGGGGCAGCUAGGGCCCUUCCCAGCCCCAGCUAAGAGAGGGGACCUUGGGCCUCUCCCUGUUAAUAGCAGAACACUCCAGCCCUGAGAAAUUGUUGAUCCCACUUCCUGAGUGAACACUGGGUGGGGGGUAGGAAGAAAACACCCCCAAAAUAUCUGCCACUGUCAGGGCUGGGGAGCGGCCAGCCGCUGCUGCCCCAGCCUCUGGGAAUGGAGUUGGUUGGCUUGAGAGGCGCUUAGGGGAGGGGCAUGGAGCCCCUGGCAGUGGGAAGACUCCUCCUCAGGCUUCCUAGCUGCUGUGCUCAGGAAGGGGCUAGGCCUAGAGCAAGCGGUAGCCCUCCACUCAAAGAGGCCGCCUGGGAGGAGGGCAGGCCUGGGGAGAGUGGCCGGGGCUUGUUGCGAGGGUGGUUGAGCCCUGGUAUAGCUGGAUCUCGGAGCCCAUUCUAGUUUGUGGGGGGUUUUCAUUUUCAAAUUAGAGGCAUCCAAAGGACAACCUUAACAGUCUCAUAUUGUUUGCAUAGGCCGUGGGGGAAAGCCACAGGGUGGGCUGUGGCCUUCGGCUUUGAUAUUUGCGCACUCCUGGGAAGCCUGCUGUGUUGGGAAGGUAAAGAGUAAAGACGGGAGCUGCUGGCUGAGUGGCCUAGAGUAGAGGCAGAAGCCUGCAGCCCAGCUCAUGGCACCCGUGGGCAGCUGGUGGUGCGGGAGUUUGUGGCUCUCUGUUCAGGGGGACGGCGGGGGGGUUGUGAGAGUCAGGAGUACAGGGUGCCCUCCGCCCUGGGAGUCAGGACAUUGUUCUGUGCAUGGCCACACGUGUUUGCACUUACACAUGAUGUGUGAGUAUGUGCUGUGUCAUACACAUUAGUGUGUGUUGGAGCAUAUGUGUGCGGAGUCCAAACCUGAGCUAAGAGACUGGCUCAUUCAGUAUUUUGAGGCCUUGGUACCAUUUUAACCUGUGGGCCACAUGCUGAGGUUGGGCGGGGUGGGGGAAGGGGGGGGUGGCAGACCUGGAAGACUGCCCGAGGCCACUUGAUUUUGUUAACACUGCUCUGUGGUUGGGACAGGGACUCUGUCCACACAAUGGGACUGAAAGGCUGGACCUGGCGGGUGACUCCUCAGAAGCAUCCAGUCCCGAAGUCAGUAUUCACAGGGAGAGGCUGUGGGUGCUGGGCCCCUCACCUCCUGGGGCUCCUCCGAGAAGGGUGUCCAGCAACAUUGGAGACCAGGGGGUUGGGAGGGGAAAGAUGAAAAACAGGCCAAAUUCAGGUCCCAAGACAGAGACCAAGCUCAAUGUGUUUUCUGUCCGCUGCCUCAGUUUACCUUUUCAGAAAUGGCCCAGGAAGAACUGAGCAGUUUUGGCUCCAAAACUGGGGAGGGGGGCAUCUAACACAAACUCCCAAGCCCUCUUCUUACUAUAUGCCAAAAUCAUUUCCGUUAUCCCAAGAUGGGGGCGAGUGGAUGUUGGAUGCACAGUGAGGCUCUGCAGGGCCUCUGCCUGCCCAGGGCCUCAUCUUGGGGAAUCUGGCCCUCGCCUGGCAUGGCCCAGGUCACCAGCAGUAGCAGUGGCACCUGGCCCUGGCCCUGGCCCUGGCCCUGGCCCUGGCCCUGGCCCUGGCCCUGGCCCUGGGGGAAGGGGAGGACUGGGCAGCCCUACACCCAGGCCCCUCACGCUUACUUACUUUGUUGAAGAAACAAAACCCUCGAGAUUCAUGUACUGUAUGACGGAGAGAAAAAAGUACCUAAUGUUCCCCAAAAAAGACAGUAUAUUUUGUACUUUGUAAAGUGUUAAUUAAAAUGGAGAAAACGA